UAGUCCACUGGCCACUUGGCUCUGCUAUGCUCCAGACAUCAUGGCGUGACAGCGUAUACUCUUUGAAUACCGUACUCCUAUUACGCCGGUGGACGCCUGCAUGAGGAACAGAGGUGCAUUUUUAAAGGUUGCUUCUUUUUCUUUGGGAUACAGCAAGAUUUACCUGCCACAUCCCACCCGGAGAAAUCGACCGCGUUGUUAUUUUGUAGGGUCGGACAAACCAACUCGUGUAUGAAAAACUAAUUGCUCGCAUGGGUACGUAUAGUAUUAGAAUAAACUGGGGGAAAAACACGGUGUCCGUGUAUGGGUGGGAUUCCUUCAUUGCGCCUCAGACAGUGGAAGUUAAAUCAACAAAUAUAGUGAUGGCAAGCAAACGUUAGUUGAAGAGGCGUAAUAACUGCGUUAUGGAGCUGUAACUAGAAUAAGAAACCCGCUGUUGAUGGAGACUUUCCUUAAAGACUGAAUCUGACGCCAAGCUUCAACCGCCAGAGGCAUUUUUCCCCCCUUUUCCAGGAGCGCAAACUACCGCUUAUAGAAGGAGCCUCGGACUGCAGCUCUCCAUCCCGACACCAUCACUGCAAUUCACAAGAGGCGUGAGAUUUGUGGGAAAUUGAACUCACCGUAUUCAUGCGUUAUAAACCCGCACGCGGGAGACUUGAUAGGACCACGUACACACGCUUGAAACCCAUUUGAAGAAGACUCGGACGCAUCCCUCGGACUCUCCCGAGCUUUGGGAUUUUGGGAAUUUCAGCUUUACGUUUUCUGGCUUUAAGCCUCACUCGGAUUGUUGUGGGAUUUAAGGUGGGGUUUUUAUCCCGACGCAGGUAACUGAAGAUACCCCACCGCCUCUUGUUUAUGACACUUCAGCGGCAGAUUACCGCUCAUCACGUCCUCUGGAUUUUGCUGCACAACGGUGCUUAAAAAAGGUUCUUUCCCGUCAAUUUGGAAUAAACAAACUCUCAACAUCUGCAUUCUGGGGCGAAUAUAUCAAGUGGGACAAGUGUGUGACCAGCGAAAUUAUGUGCAGUGGAAUCGACCCUUUGGCGUCUGCUCUAUUAGUUACACUUUUGAAAGAGGGGAUGCAGAAAAACAACACACACAAUCAAAUGUGAAAGAUGUAACAGCCAUCUGUAGAACAGAUGUCCUAACUGUAUCCAGCUUUACUUUUUGUGGAGGACUUAACAUAUGAAAGAAGCUAGUCCUUUGAAGUGAUCUCAGUGAGCAGCAUCCUAAACUGCAUACUAUUUGGUUGGUGUUUUCCUGUGUCGCUAGUGGGAGUUGCCUUCCUCCACCCUGAGUCUCUGAGCGCCACCUGAUCAGGAUGCUGAUGUGGAACCUGUAAUGGAGACCAGGGCUUGAUAGUUGGACCUGGAAACUAAUCAACAAUGGACCGAUUGGUUCUGUGCGUGCUGCUGUGUGCAGCUCUGGUAAAGGGAUACAGCUGUCCUGGUCGCUGCAUCUGUCAGCACCUCUCCCCCACUCUGACUCUUCUCUGUGCUAAGACUGGCUUGUUGUUCGUACCACCCACAAUCGACCGCAAGACUGUUGAGCUGCGACUCACAGAUAAUUUCAUCACUAUCAUCCGCAGGAAAGACUUUUUCAACAUGACUAGUUUGGUCCACCUCACCUUGUCCCGUAACACCAUCAGUCAGAUCGUCCCCCAUGCCUUUCUGGGCCUGCGUUCCCUGCGGGCACUCCACAUGGAUGGGAACCGUCUCAGUGUUAUAAAAAGUGAACACUUUAAAGGCCUCAUCAACCUCCGGCACCUCAUCCUUGGAAACAACCAAAUCCACCAGGUGGCUCCCACCUCCUUUGAUGAGUUUGUUUCCACCAUUGAGGACUUGGAUCUUUCCAAUAACAACUUGCGCAGCCUUCCUUGGGAAGCUAUAGCCAGAAUGACCAACAUUAACACUCUCACCCUGGACCACAACCUGAUUGACCACAUUGAAGCAGGAACUUUUACAAUGCUCACCAAGCUGGUCCGCCUGGACAUGACCUCUAACAGGCUGCAGAAACUGCCCCCGGACAGCCUGUUCCAGCAUGCACAGGUCCUGUCUGAUGCCAAGGGCUCCAGCUCGUCCACUUUGGCUGUCAGUUUUGGUGGAAACCCUCUUCACUGUAACUGUGAGCUGCUGUGGCUGCGCAGGCUGACUAGAGAGGAUGAUUUGGAGACCUGUGCUUCACCAGAACACCUCAUGGACAAAUACUUCUGGUCAAUCCAAGAGGAGGAGUUUACCUGUGACCCCCCACUAAUCACAAAACAUGUUGCCACAAAGCCCUAUGUGAUGGAAGGGCAAGGUGUGACUCUUAAAUGCAAAGCUGUGGGUGAUCCAGAUCCAGAUAUUCACUGGCGGUCGCCGGAUGGCAAGCUGGUGCAUAAUAACUCCCGCACGGUCCUGUAUGCUAAUGGGACCCUUGAUAUUCUCAUCACCACGCUGAAAGACAGUGGGGCUUUUAACUGUGUGGCGUCCAAUGCAGCGGGCAUUGCCACAGCUGCUGUUGAGAUCAACAUGAUCCCCUUACCCUUGUUUGUUAACAACACGGGUCACAUGCGUGAGGACCCCGGACUCUCGGACAUCACCACUUCCUCCAAAUCUGGCAAUGAUACCAAAGGCUACGACAAGCAGGACAGGAGGGUCAUGGUCACAGAGCUCACCUCUUCCUCUGCUGUGAUCCGCUGGCCGUCUGAGCGCCAUAUCCCUGGCAUCAGGAUGUACCAGAUUCAGUACAACAGCACGGCAGAUGACACUUUGGUGUACAGAAUGAUCCCAUCUGCCAGUAAAAGCUUCUUAAUCAAUGAUCUGGCUGCAGGACGGGAGUACGACCUUUGUGUGCUGGCGGUAUACGAUGAUGGCAUCACAUCAUUAACGGCCACACGUGUGGUCGGCUGUGUGCAGUUCCACACAGCCAGCGAGGUCAGCCAGUGCCGGUUCAUGCACAGCCAGUUCCUGGGAGGCACUAUGAUCAUUAUUAUUGGUGGCAUUAUUGUUGCUUCAGUGCUAGUGUUCAUAAUCAUUCUGAUGAUCCGUUAUAAGGCCUACAGUAGCCCGGUUGACAACAAGGCCAAGGUUGGCUCCAGCAUGCAUUCGCAGACCAACGGCAGCCAGCAGCGGCUCCAGCGUUCCACUUCCAAGCAGCCAUCUGACGAGGGCCAGUGUGAAACUCAGGCACCCAAAGAGUGCAUGGCUCUGGUCCUGAGGGUGGAUGACAAGAAGAAGGAUGAUCCAGCAGCCACCACUGCCAUCCUGGAGGUGGAGCUGCCUCCAAGUAUAGACAAGAUGAAGAGAAGAGGCAGCAUGGAUGCGCAGCCCUCUGGCCCACCAUCUGAGGACACUCAGACAGACAGUAGCCUGACGGGAUCCACCAUGUCCCUAUGUCUCAUAGGCCCCAAUGCUGGUACCAAGGAGGCUCCCAGGCUUAAGGACAAGAAAAGUGCUCUGGCCACCGUGGGGUUGCUUCCCAAUGAGCUGGCACGAACUAGGCACAGAUUCUCUUUUGAUGGUGGGGAUUACUCCAUAUUUCAGAGUCAUAGUUACCCACGCAGAGCGAGGACGAGGUGGCACAAGUCCACCAACCAGCUCAAUGUGGAAUCAUCCCCGCUCGCCAACAGGAGAGUUACAUUCAGCAGCACUGAGUGGAUGCUUGAGAGCACAGUGUGAUUAAGGAAGCAGUGUAGCCAAAAAAAAGGCUCAGCCACUCACAAACAUACACAUGUAAAAAACACAUUUACAUACCAUGUAACAGCAAAUGAUAAAAACAAGCACAUUAACUUACAUAUGCUAACUUUGUGUGAGUUGCUUGGAAAAAAAAAACACCAUCUCCCUUCAUCCUGCCUCCCCAUCAUACUUCCAGAGAGGUUUGUUGGCCAUGUCCUUUCUUUAUGCAGCAGUGCCUUAUUCUUAAAAAACGUACGAAUGGAGGAUGCUGCUCACUGUAGUCAUAAACAUUCUUCUCUGGCAUUGCCUCCUGCUCUGACAACGGGAAGCGUUACUUUAGAUUUUUAAUUUUCACUGUUUUAUGUGACACGCCAGGGGAGAGUGGAAUGGCGUUUGGAUGUGACUGUUUAAUUGUUUAAAAAAUAAAUAAAUAAAUACUUCAUCAAGCAGUAACUGUAAAGUGAAAAGCCAGGUAUCCUGUAAUGUCAAUCAUGUUUUGGGUUUUUUCCAAGAAAAAAAAAAAAAGGAAAAAAAAGAACUUUUGCACAGAAGACACGAGAUACAAGGACAAGUAUCACCACCAGUCUAUACAAUAAGAAAAACUGAAAAAGAACUAAGUUUUCAAAAGCCGAUUUCUAAUGUCAACGUAGGUAGGACGGAUGUGGAAACCUGCCAUGGAUUCCUCUUGGUUGGACUGUAUGAUGUUAAAUAGGUAUUGUUCCAGAUGUGACUGUAUAUAAAUCGGUAAUGUAUCUGGCUGGUCUAGAUAAAAGGCAACAAACAAAAAAGGCAUAUAUAAGUAUAUUAAAACAUUGGUGUAUGUGUACUAACUAUGUAAGUAAGUAAGUCAUAUGUCACAUGACUUUUUACGGAGCAUUUGGGUGUUGGCUGCAAGUUUUUACAUUAAAAACCUGUGUCAUCACACCCCUUCCUAUUUAGUAUGUCAAAGUUUGGACCAUUUAUCCCCUCAUGAAGGGUAUUAAAUUUUUUGUGUGGGU
Molecule: messenger RNA, 4654 nt
Organism: Melanotaenia boesemani (Boeseman's rainbowfish)
Lineage: Eukaryota; Metazoa; Chordata; Actinopteri; Atheriniformes; Melanotaeniidae
Gene: lrfn1
Product: leucine rich repeat and fibronectin type III domain containing 1
Exons: 7
Coding region: 1386-3659 (757 amino acids)
Molecular function (GO): protein binding
Source: RefSeq, a predicted model, not a curated record